Molecule: messenger RNA, 453 nt
Organism: Ostreobium quekettii
Lineage: Eukaryota; Viridiplantae; Chlorophyta; Ulvophyceae; Bryopsidales; Ostreobiaceae
Source: the annotation of a GenBank genome assembly
AUGGUUCCCUUCCCAAAAUAUACUAUUUCGUGCUCUGAAACCAUCAUGAUUGCAAAACUCGGUGGAUUUGAGAAUGCUGAUCUGCUGGCGAUUGCUGGUUUGAUCGUCACAACCUUGGUGCUGUAUCCAUGCUAUCGCCAUUCGCCUGUCAUCUGUCACAUUUGUGCCAUCCUCUGUCACCAGGACGUGUGUGAGCUGACAGGUGCUGCAGUUAUUCAUCUUGUUGUGCGCCAUCUGGUCCAAGGCGAUGCAGUCGUGAUGGCGUUUUAUGGUGCUGCAUGCAGCCCUUGGCUGAUGAAAGCUUUGUUCAAGCCAUCUGAACCUGAAUGGCACCUUGUUGGUGUUGUUUUUUCAAUGGCCAUGAAACAACUACGUGGCCUGCAAGUCAUAAGUCUUUACUUGGUGGUAUUUGGCUUACAUAAGACAAUAUUGAUAUCUGCAGUUGAUGUUUAG